Messenger RNA from Castor canadensis (American beaver), 2366 nucleotides. RefSeq names its product UTP3 small subunit processome component (gene Utp3). The record is from RefSeq and is a predicted model, not a curated record. Gene Ontology annotation, cellular component: small-subunit processome; nucleolus. Gene Ontology annotation, biological process: maturation of SSU-rRNA from tricistronic rRNA transcript (SSU-rRNA, 5.8S rRNA, LSU-rRNA). Lineage: Eukaryota; Metazoa; Chordata; Mammalia; Rodentia; Castoridae.
GAGCUCUCAGUCACCGGAAAUUCUUGUUCACACACCAAGCAGAGGGCAUCUUGGGGGCCGGAAGGAAGCGGGAACUCCUGAAGCCUACCUGGUGUCUGCAAGCUCGCGUGGCGGGGAGCCGAGUGCUGUUUUAAGCGGCUCGUUGCUGGUGCGUGUAGUUCGUACCCCGAGGUGAGAGGUAGCGGAAAUCCCGGGGUUGCUGGAGAACCGGAGACAGCGUAUGAGUCAUGGUGAAAAGAUCCCGGCGACGUGGAGCGGCCCAAUGGGCAGCUAUGCAAGCCAAGGCAGGACGCACGGCCGCAGACGAAAAUGAAGAUUUAGGGUCGCCACCACCAGGGAAUUCCAGCUACUACCAAGAUCAGGUAGAUGAUUUCCAUGAGGCACGAUCCCGGGCAGCCUUGGCUAAGGGCUGGAGCGAAGUAGAAAGUGGCGAUGAGGAUGGCGAUGAGGAGGAGGAGGUGCUAGCUCUAGAUACUGACGUUGAAAACGACCAAGAUGGAGAGAGUGCGGGGGAUGAGGAGGAUAGCGAUGAAGAUGGUGGGAGCUCGAUGCAGAGUGAGACUGAGGCCCCUACGGAUCCCAGUUUGUCGUGGGGUCAGAGGAAAAAACUUUACUAUGACACAGACUAUGGUUCCAAAUCCCGCGGGCGGCAGAGUCAACAAGAAGUAGAGGAGGAGGAAAGAGAGGAGGAGGAGGAGGCACAGGUGAUUCAACUACGCCUAGCUCAGUCCCUGCAAGAGGAUGAUUUUGGAGUUGCUUGGGUGGAGGCUUUUGCAAAACCGGUGUCUCGGGUAGAAGAGUCUGAGACACGGGUCGUGAAGGAUUUGGCUAAAGUUUCAGUGAAAGAGAAGCUGAAGAUGUUACGAAAGGAAUCACCAGAGCUCUUGGAGCUGAUAGAAGACCUGAAAGUCAAGUUGACAGAAGUGAAGGAUGAGCUUGAACCCUUGUUAGAGUUGGUGGAGCAAGGGAUCAUUCCAUCUGGAAAAGGAAGCCAAUACCUGAGGACCAAAUAUAACCUCUACUUGAACUAUUGCUCCAACAUCAGUUUUUAUUUGAUUCUAAAAUCCAGGAGAGUCCCUGCACAUGGACAUCCUGUUAUAGAAAGGCUUGUUACUUACCGAAAUCUGAUCAACAAGCUGUUGGUUGUGGACCAGAAGCUGUCCUCUGAAAUUCGUAAUCUACUCACACUUAAGGAUGAUGCUGUAAAGAAAGAACUGAAUCUAAAAGCAAAACUCACCAAAGCCAAGCCAAAGUCUGUUUCACAGACUUCUGCCACUUCUACUGUAGAUCUUGCUGGUGAUUCUGAUUUUGAUGAAGCUGCACUGAAAUACUAUAAAGAAAUAGAAGACAGGCAAAAGUUGAAGAGGAAGAAAGAAGAAAAUAGUGCUGAAGAGCAGGCUCUUGAAGAACAAAAUGCAAAGAGAGCCAUUACCUAUCAGAUUGCUAAAAAUAGGGGACUUACACCUAGGAGAAAGAAGAUUGAUCGAAAUCCCAGAGUAAAACAUAGGGAGAAAUUCAGAAGAGCCAAAAUUCGAAGAAGAGGACAGGUUCGUGAAGUUCGUAGAGAAGAACAACGUUAUAGUGGUGAAUUAUCUGGCAUUCGUGCAGGAGUUAAAAAGAGCAUCAAGCUUAAGUAAAGGUUUUGUUUAGCUUAAAAUUUGGCAAUAUAUCAAUAAAUUUUUAUUUUUAACUAAGGUGUAUUAAUAUAUAAUACAUAAUCAAGUUUAAAAUUCCUGUUAGCAGGGAAAUUUAUUUGGGUUAUUGCUCAAUUAUUUGCCCUGUAACUUACAUUAAAGUCAUUCUAAGAAUUGUGGGAACAGUGUGAGGUGCUUAGAGAAAGAGAUGGUGUUGAAAAAAAUGUUUUCCAGUAUUUUGUUAAGUAUUAGCAUAGGAAAAUUCCCCAACUAAUUGUGGAGUGUACUUGGAACUUACAACACUUACAUAGCAUUUCACACGAAGAAUAUGGUCCUUUAGCAAUUAUUUUAUCUGUAAAAUAGCCUAUAAAACUGUUCUGACAUAUUUCAUUUACCCAAUUGCAUUACUUGGACAGGAUACUUACCAACACAUAGGUUUAAUAUUAACAAGGAUUUUGUACGUUCUGUGGUAAAAAUAAAGAGGAACUUUAUAAUGGUACUUCAUGUGGUAAAUAAGGUAAUAUGUGGGUUUAAUGUUAACAUGAUCUCAUAUAUUCUGGGGUAAAAGCAUAGGAAUAAAGAGAAGUGUUGGUUUAAAAUGGAAAAAGGAAAAGAUAUGCUCCAAUUACACCAAUUGUAAAUAUUUUCUAAUGAUCUUUGACAUGGUAGAUAAACACUAAUCCUUACAGUAACUUUAUGAGGUGGUACUAUGCUCCAUACCACAUACGGAAG